CUCUCUUUUUCUUAUAACUAUAUCUAUAUAUAAUGGAACAGCAUUGAGAAAAGAGUUUCAGCUCCAGCAGCACAAACCUCACACUACUCUCUCUCCCUCUCUCUAAAUUAUAGUGAGUGGUAGUAGUUCUUAAUUAGUUAUAGAGAGAGAUGGGGAGGAGUCCUUGUUGUUCUAAAGAAGGCUUAAAUAGAGGAGCAUGGACUGCUAUGGAAGAUAGAAUACUGAGUGAGUAUAUUAAAGUUCACGGUGAAGGAAAAUGGAGAAGCCUUCCUAAAAGAGCAGGGCUAAAGAGAUGUGGGAAGAGUUGCCGGCUGAGAUGGCUCAACUAUCUGAGACCUGAUAUCAAAAGAGGAAACAUUUCUCCGGACGAAGAGGAGCUAAUUAUCAGGCUUCACAACCUCUUAGGCAACAGAUGGUCUUUGAUAGCUGGGCGGCUUCCAGGCCGAACAGACAAUGAAAUCAAGAACUAUUGGAACACAAAUAUUGGGAAGAAAGUUCAAGUUGCAGCUGAUCAUCACAACAACUUUCUUACAAAGUCCAAUAAUAAUACGACAAGUCGUAAAGCAUCAUCCAAUAUUCGUUGUAGUAGCAGUAGUACUACUACUGGUAGAUCAUUACAACAGCAGCAGUUAUUAGUGUCAACAAAGCUGAAAACUACUAGUACUACUACUAGUGCUGCUGCAGAUCAUGAUCAUGAUCAUGAUCAAUUGCAGCCAUCUAAUAAGACAAAUAAUAAUAAUAAUCAAGGUAAUUCAAAUGUAGUUCGAACCGUAGCCACAAGGUGCACCAAAGUUGUACUCCUUUCCCAAACAGAAGCACAAAACAAAGUACUACCACCCGAACAUCAUCAUCAUCAUCAGGACUACUGUAGUAAUUCAGAUCCUACGGUUGACGAUUGCUGGUUGCCCUCAGUGGUUGAUUACGAUGAACAAUUAGUCAACGGCUGUGAUCAAACCACGGGGCUCGAUUCCUCCUCUGUAGUUCCUGGUUACUCCCACCUCAUCAGUAUGAUUAAUGAGGAUGAUGAUAAUAAUAAUAAUAAUAAUAAUAUUGAGUUUGAGAAAUCCAAUGAUCCUGGAGAUUACUUGUCGGAAUUCCUUGACGUUGACUUUGGAUUUAUUAAUAAUGAUGACGUGGGUAGUCAGGUAAUCAGUUCGUCCAAUCGAAAAGGAGGCGCGUGUAGCUCGGAUCAAUCUUAUACUGAUCAUAAUAAUAGUGAAACUUUCUUCUUCUCUCAAGAUAUGAUGUUUGGCGUGGAUUUAGAUUCGGCUUCAGCCUCUCUCCAGCUCACUGACCCAGUUGACAUGGAUUGGCUUCACGACUAGACUAGUUAAUUUAACUAGAAAAAUCAAUAAGCUAUAAAGAAUAAUUAUAAAUUGUUUGAGCGUUAAUAAAAGCAAAAAUAAUAAACAGAGAUGAGUGUACAAUAAUUAGUCGUGUAAUAAGAAUGUUUAAUUACCUACGUAUUUUUAUGUAAAGUAUGUAUAAUCUGUAGUCUUCUGAACCAUAUGUAUUCGAAUAAUAUUAAUGUGUGCAUCUGGCUAA
Messenger RNA from Cannabis sativa, 1545 nucleotides. RefSeq names its product transcription factor MYB1. The record is from RefSeq and is a predicted model, not a curated record. The transcript is spliced from 3 exons. Lineage: Eukaryota; Viridiplantae; Streptophyta; Magnoliopsida; Rosales; Cannabaceae. The coding region runs from base 150 to 1325 and encodes 391 amino acids.